AUGGAAAACGGCCGCUGGUAUCAUGGCUUCCGGAGAGGCCUCUACAUGUACCCGUGCGACGAGCCCGAGAACGACCGCAUGGACAUCUACCACCAAUUCUUUGCCGUCGCACGGAGAGGGCAGCUGCACCAGUCGCCGCACGCAAACGUCAAGCUCCCCGAGGCCACCAACAAGAAGCGAAAGGCUGAGAAAGAGCCCGAGGUUAAUACCGUCUUAGUCUUCUAG
Molecule: messenger RNA, 225 nt
Organism: Alternaria ethzedia
Lineage: Eukaryota; Fungi; Ascomycota; Dothideomycetes; Pleosporales; Pleosporaceae
Product: Secondary metabolism regulator lae1
Exons: 2
Coding region: 1-225 (74 amino acids)
Source: RefSeq, a predicted model, not a curated record